Messenger RNA from Diorhabda sublineata, 1062 nucleotides. RefSeq lists its product as uncharacterized. The record is from RefSeq and is a predicted model, not a curated record. NCBI's taxonomy places the organism in Eukaryota, Metazoa, Arthropoda, Insecta, Coleoptera, Chrysomelidae. The transcript has 5 exons. Bases 239 to 946 code for a protein of 235 amino acids.
GGAAUUUUGAAUGUUUUCAACCCAUUGGGGUAUUAUUCUUAAAUCAGUUAUCUAUUAUAAAUAAUGUUGUAAUGAGUGUUUUUAACAUUGAAAUUCAGAAGAAACACGAUAAAUAAACAAAUAAUAUCGUUUAUCAAUAUUACCAAGGUUAAGAAAGUUCACGUGUACAAUUAUUAUAUAUAAAAGUUACUUUACAUUAUUUUACACUCAAUAAAUUUGCAUUUUAGACAUCAGCAAAAUGUGCAAGAAUAUUUUUAUUAUUCUGGUAGUUUUUACUGCUGCCCAUAGUAGUGCAGGUAGAAUUUACAUACCAAGUGUAACCGAAAUAGAAGAAUAUUCCAAGCUGGUUAGAGAGAUAUUUGUCGAGUGGACAACCCGAGCUGAUUACGGUUUAUUGGAUGAACUUAGCAAAUACAUCGAUAAAUCGAGAGAUACAUGUCAAAACUUUGAACAGAAACUGAAUGUGACUGUUACCGAAGUGAUAAGAUGCCAAGAUGAAAUAAAAGUAGGUGGAAAUACAGUAUGUAACACGGUGAAGUCUAUCAUCACAAAGUGUACUGUACCAGCGAGACAAUUAUUAAGUGACUGUUUACCACUUGAUACUAAAGAACUUCCUCGUUUGACUGAGAAAAUUUUAAUUGGUUUUGUGAAUCAAGCUUGUCGUGUCACCAUUGAAGAACUAAUAGAAUUCUUCAAUCCAUGUCAAUUUAAGAAAAGAUUAUCAGAAUUUAAUACUUGUAAAGAAAUGAAAAAGGAACUACCCACCAGUUUUCCUAAUACAAAAAAAGUUUGUGAUUUAUUGAAGUUGGUCAAGAAAUGUUCGAAUGAUGUUCACAGUGCUACUUGUACCAAUCCAGUAACUUUGAACGCAUUUGCCAAAUUCCAUAAAACGAUUGAGGAUACCACUAAAGACAUAUGUGAAAAUCCAGCUCAUAAUGAAGUUUAAUAAUGGCAGAAUUUUACACACUGUAUAUGUAUUUAUGAUUAAUGUUUUUAUCCUUGAUAAAAAGAGAUCUAUCACGUUUUCAAAUAAAGUAAACUAAAGUAUUGGUAUGAGUAAAA